UUAUUUCCGGGUCAAACUCGCUUUUAACUUCAGAAACCAUAACAGUAUUCCGGUGCGUUCAAGUCCGAGUCGUCCCUCGACGCGUCGUCCCCGCCGACACAGUUUAAUUAACCGAUUAACCGUUCAACGGACUCGGCUCGGACAUGGCCGGCCUGCCGCCCGGAGACCCGCAGCUCGUCUCCAUGAUCGUCAGUCACCUGAAGACUCAGGGGCUCUUCGACCAGUUCCGGAGGGACUGCCUCGCAGACGUUGACACAAAGCCAGCUUACUUGAACCUGAAGCAAAGAGUGGACAACUUUGUCUCCAAUCACCUGUCAAACCACACAUGGAGUCCUCAUCUGAACAAGAACCAGCUGAGGAACAACAUCCGGCAACUCGUGCUGCAGUCCGGCAUGCUGGAGCAGGGAGUGGACAGGAUCGUGGCCCAAGUGGUGGAUCCCAAAGUCAACCAUCUCUUCCGGCCGCAGGUGGAGAGGGUGGUGCGUGAGUUCCUGUCACCCGGCAGCUACUCCGAGGAGCCCCCGCUGCCGCUUCCUUCGGCGGAGACCAAACCCGACGUGGGCGACCCCGAGCAAGCCUCAACGUCUGCUCCGGACGCCAUGUCCAUCCUGGACACCAUCACCUCCCUCAACCAGGAGGCCAGCGUCAGGGCCAGCUCGGACAGAGGACGCAGAGGCCCCGAUGAGGACGGCGAGAUGGACAUGAGUGUCGACGAGGACGGAGACGGCCUCCAUGACGGGAGGACGCUGGAGGAGGCCCAGGAGCCGGCGGCGGAGGUCCAGGCCUUAGAAGUGAAGACGGAGGACGCUCAGGAACACAUGGAUCUGGCCACAGAAGGGUCGGUGGAGGAGGUGAAGAUGGAAGAGGAGGAGUGUGGAGCGCAGGAGCAGACGGAGGAGGAGAGAGACAGCAAAACGACAGGAAAACCCACAGAGGAGAAGCACGACGACGACGACGAUGAUGAUGAUGUGCUGAGAUCUACGAGUCAGGCCAAGCAGAAAGACCGAGAGAGGAUAAAAGAAGAAUACCUCCUGGAGGACUCUGACCUGGACGGGCUGAGCGACAUCACCGUGAGCUCCGUCCACACCAGCGACUUGUCGUCGCUGGAGGAACAAAGUGAAGAUGACGAGCUGCUGUCGGACUCCUCUGAAGAGGGCGAACUUCAAUCAGACGAUCCAGACGAGGGAGCAAAGAACGAAGCCGGCGGCGACGCAGAGGAAGAAGAGCGCAAACCUCGGCGCAAGGCGUACGUCCACAAGCCCUUCCUCUACUCCCGUUACUAUAGCGACUCGGAUGAUGAGAUCACCGUGGAAGAGCGGCGCAGAAGUGCGGCGAAGGACAAGGAGGAGCGGCUGCUGAAGAGGCAGCAGAACCGGGAGCGGAUGGAGGAGAAGCGCAAACAGAAGGCGGCGCAGGCGGAGGAGCGCGACCAGAGGAAACAGAAAGGCGGGGCCUCUUUGGCUCUGGAGGCUCGCAAAGAGAGGAAGGUUCUGGAGAAGAAGAUGGCCCUCAACAGGAAGAGGAAGCUGGACUCCAGGAAGGACGGAGAUGCUUCCAGCAGAAAGAGAGGAGACGCAGACGGACCCAAGAAAGCGGAAGUGAAACCUGCAGCCGCCAAGCCCCCCCAACCCAAAUGCCUCCGAAUUCUGUCGGAGUCUGCGACUUGUGAAGAACGGCCCGGAAGGACGAGCGGCAGCUUCUCGGAGGACUCCGGCGAGCCCAAGAAGCUGUGCGACAAAAGCCGGACUCACUCGUUCAUCCUGGAGCUGGAGCAGGGCUCCCAAGAGGCUCUGAAGCAGCGCUCCGUGGGGAAGUUUGAUCGGUUCUCCCGUAAAGAACUUCACCUCAAAGAACGCAAGGAGAAGGAACGCAGCGUGUCGGACGAACGCGCCAGAGCCAAACAAAAGCAGGAGAAGAAAUGUGAACAUCAGGCAGAUGAAGCUCCGCAGAAGGACGCUGCUGCUGUUAAAGGGACCUCUGAAGAGAAGAAACUGAAGAUCAAAAGCGAGAAGAAAAUGGCUGGAACCACCAGAGAAGGAAAGUCGUCCUUGUCAGAAGGUGUCGCAGAUGAAGGUCCUAAAGACGCUUCGGUCAAGAAGUCCAGAUCUGCGUCUGUGGAGGCUGUCAAAGCAGACAAGGACAAAACUAGGGAGAAGGAGAAAGAUAAGAGCAAAGACAAGGAGAAGGCCAAAGGAGAGAGAACCUCAGCGAGAAGUGACUUGAAGCAGCUGCUGCGUGUGGAUUCCACCUGCUCCUCUGAGGACAUGGAGCCCGACAGCUCCAAGAAGAAAGAGAGACACCCCAAGGAGGUCCUGAAGAGGUCCAAGAGCCACGCCGAGGACCGGCCCAAAUCCAAAAGCGACAAUAAAGACGGCGAGAAGGAAAAGACAAAAGCAGAUCAAGACGGCCAGAAAUCCAUCAAGUGCAGCUCUGAAGUGGAGACAAAGAGGACAAAGACGGGCGAUAAAGCAAGAACCCUGGAACGAUCCAGGUCCAAAUCCAGAGAGGAGACAAAGACUCCAUUGACAAAGACUGAUAAUAAAGCUCAGAGCACCGGGGGGGGUCCCGCCUGCAAAGCGGAGAAGAAGAAGGAGGCCAAUGCAAAGGAGCCGAAGGGCUGCGAGGAGCCUCCGCAGGAGAAGAGCGAGCUCAAGAGUGGAAAGAAAAAAACGGAGAAGACGGAUAAAGUCCCAGAAAAGAAGGACGAGAGAACAGAAGAGACAAAGACGCCACCAGAGGACGCCCCGGGGAGGUCUUCGCUUUCCUCCCCCGAUGAAGAAGAGCAGCCGCAGGAAGGCCCCUUCCUCCAGGACGCCAGCACGGACUCCGACCCCCCCGCCGCCGACGUGCAGGGCGACGCCCCCCCCGAGCCGCCGGCCGACGCCCUGCUGGCUCUGAUGGACGUCUGCACCUCGGCGGGGGCCAGACUCCCCCCCGGGUCGACCCUGCAGGAGGCCGACCUGAAGAUGAAGGAGGCGGCUCUGACUCUGCUCUCCAUGGAUCCCGACAGCACCGUGUCCUCCGCCUUGGGCCACCCGGGGAACCAGGGCCCCCCAGGACGGACGGGACCCGAGCCAGAGGGGCCGCCUGCUGAUGAUGUCACAGCCUCCGAGGCGUCUCCAGGUGCGGCCGGGGAGGAGCCGACGGCUGCAGAUGUGUCUCAUUCUAAGAAAGAAACAGAUGUUGGGACGGAGGAAGCUGCUGAGAAGGAGGAACAGCAGCAGGAGAAGGAGGAGGAGGAGGAGGAGGAAGAUAAAAGUGCCCGUCCAGAGGGACACGUGGACGCAGCAGCCGGCCUACGAGCAGGAGGAACCGGGGAGGAACUCACCGCUGACGUCGCUCCCGAAGCCGCUGAACAAGAGCGACCCGAGCCGGACGUCAGAGACAGCGAGACGAGCCGAACAGUGACCUCCUGUCCAUCAUCCACUACUGCGGAGGAACAGGCCGAGGAGGACGAGGAGGACGGCACUGCAGGUGAAGCUGAGAGUGAACCAGUGGAGGAAGAAACGGAGGAGAGGAACCCACCAAGUGACGUUCAGAUGGAGCACGACAUCCUGCAGAAGACCGAGGAGGUCCGAGAACCCGAGAGUCGGUCCAAGCUGGUCCAACAAAUCAGUGACGUCUCCAGCGCAGACAGACAGGACGAGGAGACGGGGGCCGACAAGGAGGAGGAGCCGGAGGGACGAGGAGGACCAAGGCCUUCCUCAGCAGGAAGAGAACCUGCAGCUGAUGAGAAGGAAAAGAGAGAAUCCGCUGAGCAGAAAGCUGAGGAGACGUUUGAGGAGGACAGAAGCCCACGCAGGGGUGGAGCGUCCUUAAGCAGAGAGAGAGAGAGAGAGGAGGCUGAGACGGACCGACCGGAGGAACCAGAGGAACCGGAGGAGCCUCUGAGCGGCUCGGGGAGCCUUGCAGAAGGCCGAGGGGCCUCUGGAGAUGAUCAGAAGGAGGAGAUGGAGGAGAAGCAGGAGAUGAAGGUCGAGGAGGUGGAGGUGGAGGAGGUGAAGGUGGAGGAGGUGAAGAUGGUGGAGGUGAAGGAGAAGCACGAGAUGGAGGAGAUGGUGGAGAAGCACGAGAUGGUGGAGAAGGAAGAGGAAAAUGACGCAAUGCUGGAGAAGCACGAGAUGGUGGAGGAGGAGAAGGAGGCAAUGGUGGAGAAGCACGAGAUGGUGGAGGAGGAGAAGGAGGUAAUGGUGGAGAAAGACGAGAUGAUGGAGAAGGAGGAGAAGCAAGAAAUGGUGGUGCAGAAGGACAUCGUACAGGAGGCAGAGAAGCAGGAAAUAGUGGAGAAGGAGGAGAAGCAGAAGAUGGUGGAGAAGGAGAAGGACGAGAUGGUGGAGGAGGAGGAGAAGCAAGAAAUGGUGGUGCAGAAGGACAUCGUGAAGGAGGCAGAGAAGCAGGAAAUAGUGGAGAAGGAGGAGAAGCAGAAGAUGGUGGAGAAGGAGAAGGACGAGAUGGUGGAGGAGGAGGAGAAGCAAGAAAUGGUGGUGCAGAAGGACAUCGUGAAGGAGGCAGAGAAGCAGGAAAUAGUGGAGAAGGAGGAGAAGCAGAAGAUGGUGGAGAAGGAGAAGGACGAGAUGGUGGAGGAGGAGGAGAAGCAAGAAAUGGUGGUGCAGAAGGACAUCGUGAAGGAGGCAGAGAAGCAGGAAAUAGUGGAGAAGGAGGAGAAGCAGAAGAUGGUGGAGAAGCUGGGAAUGGAGAAGCAGGAGAUGGAGAAGGAGGAGAUGGUGGAGAAGGAGGAGAUGGUGGAGAAGGAGGAGAUGGUGGAGAUGGAGAAGGAGGAGAUGGAGAAGCAGGAGAAGGAGAGCAGCGGCAGAGAGGAGAACAAUGAGGAGGAAGGAGGACCAGAGGAAUCUGCAGGAGGAGGAGGUUCAGUCGACCUUCGGUCUGAAGCUGCAGGAGGCUCCGACACACGUAAACCAGCGAUGAAGAGGAGGAGAUCGGAGGAGGCUGGAGAGGAAGUGAGGAAGAACAUCCGUCCAGAGGAACCUCGUGUGGAGCAACCUGCUGCUGAUCAAAAGGACAAAAGGGCACAAGGAGGUGAGCAGAAUGACGAUGAGGAGGACGAGGGGGAGAAAGAGGAGGAAGAAAAGGCAGCCGCGACCAGAGCGACGACUCGAGCAGCGUCUCGUCUGGAGGCCGAGAGAAACAAGCCCAGUAAACCGUCCACUCGAGCCAGCCGGCAGGGCGGCAGGGACGAGGCCGCCGGCGCCGCGCGUGGGACGAGGGGCCAGGCGGCCAGGGGGGGCCGUAAGCGGGAGGCCAGCCCCCCCGCGGGGCGAACACGGGGUGGACAGAAGCCAGAGGAGCCCCCCUCCAAGCGAGCCAAGCGCUAGGACCUCCGACUCGCCAGCUGUGCAGCGGGGGCGGGGUCUGCACAGGAAGCUGUUUGUGAUUCACUUACUGCAGAUAUCCAGACGCUCUGCGUGGUCUCAUGUUCUCCUGCACUACGCGUGCUUCUGUUUGUUCAGCACCGCUCCACCAAUCAGAGUCCAGCGUGAUCAGAGGUCAAAGUUCAUAUUAAAGUCUCGGCUCCAAAUGUUCAUUCUGUGAAUGAAAGGAGUUUUUAUUCAUAAUAACCGUAGUGUUGAUUUGUGUUGUUUCUAUUGAUCAAUACAAAGGUGUUCACUAUCUCGCCUGUUGAUGUAAAGACGUUUUUUACAUAAAUAUAAAAAUACUAAAUAUUG
This is a messenger RNA of Pungitius pungitius (ninespine stickleback), 5684 nucleotides long. It is a transcript of the gene bod1l1, whose product is annotated as biorientation of chromosomes in cell division 1-like 1. The coding region runs from base 144 to 5333 and encodes 1729 amino acids. The record is from RefSeq and is a predicted model, not a curated record. The transcript has 27 exons. NCBI's taxonomy places the organism in Eukaryota, Metazoa, Chordata, Actinopteri, Perciformes, Gasterosteidae.